Messenger RNA from Lithohypha guttulata, 315 nucleotides. RefSeq lists its product as uncharacterized. The record is from RefSeq and is a predicted model, not a curated record. The coding region runs from base 1 to 315 and encodes 104 amino acids. NCBI's taxonomy places the organism in Eukaryota, Fungi, Ascomycota, Eurotiomycetes, Chaetothyriales, Trichomeriaceae. The transcript is spliced from 2 exons.
AUGCGCGGCGAUGGUGCAGACAGUGUGAAGCAGGGAUUUGGGCAUACGGUCUCGGAACUGCAAUCUCACAACGUCGACUUGUUAUCACAGCUGGAGGAAGCCAAAAUCCGCGUCGAUCAGCAAGAUCCACUUGUCACUCAACUCCAGGUAAAGGUUGACGCGUCGACCAGACGAAUCAAGGAACUCGAAGCCACCUUGCAACACAGGAACGCUGAAGCUGCGCGAAAAACCAAAAUGCACGAGGAGUACAAGGCAAGGAUUCAGCAAGUCGAGGACUGGAUCAAAGAUUGGCAGGUCAAUGGCGGUGUCUUUUGA